AUGGAGUCAACGAACCUGUCAAAAAGAAUGGAAGGAGAAAGUUGAAGUGUAUUUUUCAGUGUUUUUGAUUGCGAAACAAGGCGGAAACACUGUAUCGGGAUCAUGAACUACUAAUGAAAAAUGAUGUCUCCAUCACAAAAAUCGAAAACUAGCAUAAUCAAAUUUGACCACAAAUUGUGUUAUCAUGUUCAGCUCAUUUGAAACUUUGGACUAUGUCUGUGAUUAUUGCGAUCGCACAUUCACAAGAAAAUACAACUUACAAACGCACAUAGAAAACUGCCAUAUUAACUCGACAUGCGUUUGUGAGAUCUGUGGUACUGUUCUGGGGAGUCCUGCGGGGUUGCAAGUCCACUUAAGCAGGGGACAUAAUAGCAAAGACGAGCCGCACCCUGAAUGCGACAUAUGCGGCCGCACGUAUACUAGAAAACAGAGCAUCAUGUCCCACAUGAUAAGCGCGCAUCUACAAAGCUUAAAACACGAAAUCCGCUGCAAAUUAUGCAACAAAGUGUUCACAUCCUUAAGGAACUUAAGGCGGCACGUCACCCAAUUACAUAACCCUAAAUUGAACUACCCGACUUGCAAUGAUUGCCAUAAAGUUUUCAGAGGGAAGUAUUCUCUGAUAACUCAUAUACAAACCGCUCAUACAGCUGAAAAAGACGCGAUCAAAUGUAACAUUUGCAGCAAAGUGUAUACCAACAAUAGAAACUUGAAGAGGCACAUGGAAACACUGCAUGGAGAGAAAGAGACAUACAGGUGCGAUAUUUGUCCAAAAAGAUACUCUUCUAACCAGAGUUUGCGAAGGCAUUACCGCAACGCGCACAGUUCGGAAGACGCAGAAGAAUUGCAAUGCGAUUUUUGCCAGAAGACUAUAGUUGGCAGAGAUAAUCUCGACCUGCACGUACGAUGUUAUCAUAAAGAAGAGUGUGGAGACUGCGAAGUAGAAAUCGAUGAGUACGACUACGCAUGCGAGAACUGCGGGAGAUGCUUCUCAAACGAACCAUUGCUUCGCCAACAUGUAAAAGCUGAUCAUUCGUUCAAAACAUUUUACAAAUAUUGUAGAGAAUCCCUAAUAAAACAGUUUGGAUUAUCAGAAUGUGAGAGCCCAAAGAAAAGGGAUGUGUUUUACAACUGUGAAUGCUGCAACAACGCUUUCACGAGUGUUUAUGAACUGAAGGAUCACAUGAAGAUAAACCAUGAUAGAGAAUACUGCCUCUCCACAUGCAAUGUAUGCUUUACUAAGUUCUACAGUCAGGAAACGAUGUUAGAACACAAAAAGAUCUGCAUUGCGCCUCCUAACGUGAACUCUUGCAGUCUUUGCGAUAAGUUGUUCACUGAUAAAUCUAGUCUUGAAUUCCACAGCAGGAUCUUCCAUCCACAGGCGCAGAUCGCCGAUUCUAACAUAACUUCGACGAACGCGGACGAAUCUGAAGGUAAUUUCAAAUGUGUGCUCUGCGACAGAGUUUACUACAGCGACCGAUCUCUAAAACACCAUAUUAAGCUAAAACACACUACGGAUGAAGCUGUGAAAUGCGAGCUAUGUGGGAAAAUUUGCAGCAACAAAUAUUAUCUAGCUUCGCAUACAAAAAUAGUUCACACUAACGAAACCUGGUCGAAGUGUGAUUAUUGUGAGAAGCAAUUUAAAUCUAAAAGAAAUAUUCGAAGGCACAUUGAGUACACUCACUUGGGUAUGCAACGAUACAAAUGUAUCGAGUGUGAGACGCUGUUUAAAGAAAAGAGGAGUCUACGAAAGCAUGUUCGUACAAAGCAUCCAAAUUCCACCGUAUUUCCGCAAUGCCACUUCUGCUAUAAGAGGUUUGAAUCGGCAAAAUCCUGUAAGAUCCAUCUGAAGCUUCUACAUUCGUUCAAUAUGAACACGUACCCUUGUGAUCUGUGCUCGGUAUCGUUUAGCUCGAAGGAGUCUUUAGACGUGCACCUACAGACGAAACAUCUGGCAGAGGAUGAGAUUUACAAAUGCGAGGAAUGCAACCUCGUUUUCAAAGGACAGGAGAAGUUUGACCGUCACAAUGAACAGACCCACGUUAAUAUACUACCAAACAUAAAACAGAAAGUCCUGCCGCGAUGCAUUAUUUGCAUGAAAGACUUUAGCACGCGAAAAACGUUGAAGCGACACAUAAAGAAAUUCCAUGACGGGUUUGACGUUGACGAACUGGCGACGUUUGGCUCCCGAAAACGCGUCUUGAACGUUGAAUGCGACGAUUGCUUGAAAACCUUCAAUGAUGAUUAUCAUUUUUCUGUCUAUCAAAGGCUUAAACACAUUCGGGACUCCAUCGUAUUCAAAUGUGAAACUUGUUCAUCUUCUUAUAGCAGUUUAGAGUUCGCAAUUCAGCGGUAUAAGAUGGCUCACUUAGACACGAAUAAGGGGAAAAUGAUCUUGAGCGAACUCUGCACGACGGAAAUGAGCGAAGAUGAAGAAUCAUUCUCAGGGUUUGGUUCGCUGCAUGAAAUGAUGGAGCCAGAGAGUACUACGAAUGACUUGACGGUGAAACUGGAACCUGACGACGACUAUGGUGACAUUGAAGUAAAGACUGAACAAAUGUCACCAUAAGAUGGGUAUAGAUUGAAAAUGUUUAUGGUUUAUGUUAUAUUAAUUCGGGAAGAGGCACGUUGUUGGCUUAGUUCGUUCGAAAUUGAAUCUCUAAUGCUUAUAAAGUAGUGCCAUAAUCGAAGUGCUCUCUCCCGUUUAAUAUCUUAUGGCCCCGAUUCUUGAAGACACAUCCUAAUUUUAUUUUAAGUUAUACCUGUAAUUUUCUUAUCCGCCGAAAAGGAAAGAAAAAUAAAUUGACGGGUAAUCGACAGGCAUAAAAUCUAUGGAACAAACGUUAAUAUUAGGGAAAACUUUAAAAAACUUCCAAAAUUUUAUAUUGGCCAAUAAUCCGAUAGUAUUUACUAGACAGCUCUGCGUACGCCUUCGGGGUUACAAACGUGAUGCUAUCUAUGUUAUGUUUUGAGCAGUGCUCUUAAAAUCCUUGGCGCAUAAUUCUUGAAGGUGUUAGAGUUGAAUAAAAUAUACUUAUACGAUGACAUGUCAGAUCGCUUCUUGAAUAUGCGAAACCAUUAUAACAUUAUAUUGGAUUAGUUUAAAGACAAUUGACAACAUUUCAUUUUUACUAAGGUGCCUUAAAUCGAAAACCAUUUCGAGAUAUUUCUAUGAUUUACACAAAACACAUUUUUUCAGAUUUUUUAAUUCAGUAAUAAUAGAAAUAUAUUGAAAAAUCCACGAGGUCAGAAGAGGAAGGCAUAAUAAGUUCAGACCUUUACAUAAAAAUUAUAAAAAAAGUAAAUGUCAUACAUAACAUGACACUUUGUUUGCGACUUGUUUUAAAUACGCAUGCAAAGGUACAUUACAUUAUACUGCCUUCAUUCUAUCAAUGGCAGAAUCCAAUUUUCAAAAAAGAUUUUUUGUAACUUCUAGUGGAAAAAUCUUGAAAAGAAAAAAUACGUGUCUUCUAUUUAAAUAAGUACUUUCGAAAUAGCACAAAAAAACCACGGCUUAAAAAUUUGAAAUGUUGUCAAUUAUUUAUGAAUAGUAUUCUAAGUAGAAGAGCAAGUUAAUUUAAUUUUAUAUGAAUAUGAAUGAAAGUACACUAGAUUAUGUGUAAAGUUUAGUGUCAAAGUUCAAACUAGUGUUGCCUAACGAUGGUAUAAACAAACAAUAUGGUAGUCAUUGCUGUACUACUACCGUAGCAGUAAUGAGGAAUUUUCCAAUCGGCGUUCCCCCAAAAAACACGAUAGAUGGCGUUGUUAAGUUUUUUCUCCGUUUAAACUUCUAAUUUCAUGGAUAACAGACAUAAUAAUAUGCAUCUUUUAUCUUUGUUUAUGGGUAUAAAUGAUGACCCUUUAUAUUACGGCAAGGUACAUUUACAACUUCCAUCCCCAUUAUCAUUCUGAUCAAAAUAAAGAGAAGCAACAUAGGUAGCAACAUCAUUCUAUACAUAAUGUGAUCCAAAUAUCAAGCAACAAUUAGUUUUAUAUAUGCUUCUGCCAUUACAUUACAUUUUUGAAUAAUUAUGUAUUCCAACAAUGAGAAAAUAGGUAAUUAUCACGUUAAAAGUGAACAACGCCAUCUAUCGUGUUUUUGGGGAACGCCGAUUGGAAAGUCCCUUAUUCUAUGUUAGUGGUGGUCAACUAUUGUUUAGUCUAAUUCGUCAGCGCUAGUUUAAACUAUUGCCUUAAUAUUGGUCUCAUUAUCUCAUAGUGAUUAUUAAUUUCCUUAAUAAUUAAAUUAUAUGAUCAGGCAAUUUUCUUGUUUCUUAAAAUAAAUUUAAAAUUACGGGUUUUUUUUGCAACAAGAGAAUCAAUUUCUUUUUAUCUGGCACUCUCGAGAUUAGUUAUUUACUAAGUGAUUAUUUGUUUAUUUAAAAGGAAUAUCUUUAAUAUUGAUCUCUAUUCUUUUAUUUACGUGAUUUUAAUCGAUUAUAAUUUAAGUGAGAAAUUAUUUUAGUUUUAAUCUUUAUUUUACAUGUACUAUGUUCAUGACUGUACUUUUUAACAUUAUAACUAUGCUUAAGCUAUGAUUUAAACUAAAUAAAUAUUAUGCUAUAAUAAAAUAAUUUCAACUCUUUUUAAGUGUUUUCUUGUAAAUAAAUAUUUAAUAAUA
Pectinophora gossypiella (pink bollworm) is the source of this 4618-nucleotide messenger RNA. Its product is annotated as zinc finger protein 729-like. The record is from RefSeq and is a predicted model, not a curated record. Bases 185 to 2566 code for a protein of 793 amino acids. Gene Ontology annotation, molecular function: DNA-binding transcription factor activity; RNA polymerase II cis-regulatory region sequence-specific DNA binding. The transcript has 2 exons. NCBI's taxonomy places the organism in Eukaryota, Metazoa, Arthropoda, Insecta, Lepidoptera, Gelechiidae. Gene Ontology annotation, biological process: regulation of transcription by RNA polymerase II.